This is a messenger RNA of Pseudomassariella vexata, 705 nucleotides long. RefSeq lists its product as uncharacterized. Bases 1 to 705 code for a protein of 234 amino acids. The record is from RefSeq and is a predicted model, not a curated record. Gene Ontology annotation, molecular function: triacylglycerol lipase activity; acylglycerone-phosphate reductase (NADP+) activity. Gene Ontology annotation, biological process: phosphatidic acid biosynthetic process; triglyceride catabolic process. Lineage: Eukaryota; Fungi; Ascomycota; Sordariomycetes; Amphisphaeriales; Pseudomassariaceae. Gene Ontology annotation, cellular component: lipid droplet; endoplasmic reticulum. The transcript is spliced from 6 exons.
AUGUCUCGCGAACAGAAGUUUGCUUUGGUGACUGGGUGUGGCAAAGGUGGUAUAGGCGAGGCUUUAGUCAAAGAUUACACUCGCCAGGGAGUCCGUGUCAUCGCCAUCGUGCUUCCAAAGGAGCCUAGUGAACAUCUGGAUGAGGCUGGCAUCACCUGGUUUACGCUGGAUGUGACGAAUGAAGAAUAUGUGAUACACUUGAAAAGGAAGAUCUCAGCUCUCACCGAUGGUUCUCUGGAUUUUCGAAAGUGCGUCGGUCAAGGAAUGUUUGAUGUCAACCUUUUCGGUCCUAUGCAGAUGGUUCAUCACUUUCAUGGCAUGAUCAUCCAAGCUUCUGGAACCAUUGUGAAUAUCGGCUCCAUUGGAGGAAUCGUGCCGUACAUUUACGGAUCAUCGUACAACGCGUCCAAGGCCGCGCUCCACCAUUGGUCCAAUACCUUGUGUGUCGAGAUGUCGCCAUUCAAACUUACGCUAGCUAUAGCCGUGGCUCACCAAAACCACACGAAGGUCAUACCUGGUGAAGUCGGAACUAACAUCCUUAAAAACGACGUUCAUCGGGAAUUACCCCAAGAGUUGCUCCGGUCCGCGUUGUUCUUGAUGCCUCAAGUUAAUCUAACCGUUGCUUGGGAAUGCCGAGAUUCGCCACGACCACGGUCAUUGUCUAGCCGUCUUACUAUGACAGAGGCAAGAACUUUCAAGGCGUGA